UCGAUACCUUUGGUCCAACAUGUCCGAGACCGGCGAUACGUGGAGAUAGCCUCUUUGUUCUUUGGUACUUGGUAGCGUACUCUUCAGAUUGGAGCUACCUAGCUAGUCUUAUCACUUCUCUUCCCCAAAUUGCACUCUGUGUUUCCCCUCUGAUUCACAUACCCACCACGGCUAAUCAUGCCAUUUCUCACUCUCUGACCAAGUGCGCCUGUUCUCUCUGAGUUUUGCUAUAAUAAUGGCAAUGACAAUGAACUCAUGCUCUGUGGAGGCUUCAUAGAUCGUUGGCUCUUCAAGAAUGGAUUUUGGGUUGGUGGGCAUGGAGGGAAUGGUGGGUGGCGGCGACCCAUCAGGCGGCGGAGGAGGAGACCACGGAUCUGGGAAGAUCAAGCAAGAGAGAUCUGGGUUGGGUGAAGAAACCUGGAGGCUUUCUAAGGCCCCCAGAACUUGUUCUUCUGAGGAGGACUUAAAUGGUGUUAAUCCCACUAGCUUGUUGCUGAGAUCUGGGGAUAAUAAUGGGCGUGGCCACACCACUAUGCUUAGUUUCUCUUCCUCUUCCAAGUCUGAAGAAAUCCCCUUUCUUUCUGUUAAUGGGGAAGAUUCAUCUGCAAGCAUUUCUAUCCCAUUUUUUCAAUCUCAGCCCAAACAGGGACUCCCUUCUGGCAAUGUUUCAGUUUAUGCCCCGGGAGGGGUGAACGAGGCCACACGCGGUGGCUUUUCAUUGUUCAGAGGUCCAUUCACUCCUUCUCAGUGGAUGGAGCUGGAGCAUCAGGCCUUGAUCUACAAGCACCUUGUGACAAAUGUCCCAAUUCCUUCGAGCCUGCUAGUUUCGCUUAAGAAAUCUCUGAGCCCAUAUACUUUUUCCGGUUUAUCUUCGAGACCUUAUGCCUCCAAUUGGGGUUGGGGUCCUUUCCAUCUUGGUUUUGCUGGCAACACCGAUCCCGAACCGGGUAGGUGUCGUCGAACAGAUGGAAAGAAAUGGCGGUGUUCUAGAGAUGCUGUUCCCGAUCAGAAGUACUGUGAAAGGCACAUCAACAGAGGCCGCCAUCGUUCAAGAAAGCCUGUGGAAGGCCAGACUGGCCGUGCUGCUUCUGGAACCGCCGCCUCCAAGGCGGUUCCGGUGGUUGCUUCUUCUUCCUCGUCAGCACCCGUGAUACCCAGUGGCGGCGGGGCGUCCAACAGCUUUAGCGCUGUGCAGCACCAAUUCAAAAGCAUGCAGCAAUGCCCCGCCAAUCCGUCCACUGACCAUCUCACCAGCAAUAGAACACAAGGGCUCUCUGUGAUAUCUCCUAGCAUGAAUUUGAAGUCCAAGGACUCGGCAAUCUCCAUUCAGAAGCAGCAGAACCCUUUGGAAGAAUCCUCCGCUCGCUCAGAGUUUGGAUUUCUCUCGUCAGAUUCACUUCUCAAUCUUUCGCAAAAGUCCCAUGUAAAUUCUAAAAACUCCGGUACUCUCGAUUUCAAUUGCCACGUAACGAACGAGCAACAUCCAGUUCACCAUUUCACCGAUAUCUGGACCAAGGAACAGUCGGGCUGCGAUUCUGUUUCCUGGCCAGAACUGAAACCAGACUGGACUCAGCUCUCAAUGUCCUCCAUCCCCAUGACUGCCUCGAAUUUUUCAUCAUCCUCGAGCUCCCCUAGGCAAGAGAAUACGUCGAACUGGUUACCAGUCUCGUGGGGGAACUCGAUGGGCGGUCCAUUAGGUGAGGCCUUGAAUAGUACUUCGGGUGGCAGUGCUGGAAGUGGCAAGAACUCGUCUAAUCUGAACCUAAUGACAGAAGCAUGGGACAGUAAUCCACAUUUGGGAUCGCCCCCGCCUGCUGACCUGCAAAAAUCUGAUCUUUGUCUAACUCUCAAACAGCAGUUCGGGGGGAAGCAGUCCCAAGAUGACAAGAAGACAACAGCAGCUCUCGAGGAUGGCAUGGGGGACGAGGUGAUUGGCUCGAACCUAGUAAGUUCCGUGUAUUCAAUCAACGUUUGUCUGUAAUCGUGUCUGGAAACUGAUAGCCAUGGAGAGUUGAUGGAAGGUGGUGACUUGAAGAAGAGUAUAGACUCUCCCUGGAUUUAAGUUCUUGAGAAUUUAUUAUUUCCCUGCUGUCUUUCCUUUUAAUAUGUAUGUGUUCUGCGUUGUUUUUGAAGCAGACUUUCCAGAUUAACUUCAUCUAUAUUUGUUUUAUUGUUGUUAUCGUACUCCGACAUUGUUUCCCAGAAUUUACAUUAAAUGUUUGUUUCAUGUUUUCCCAGAACUCA
Molecule: messenger RNA, 2244 nt
Organism: Ipomoea nil (Japanese morning glory)
Lineage: Eukaryota; Viridiplantae; Streptophyta; Magnoliopsida; Solanales; Convolvulaceae
Product: growth-regulating factor 2-like
Exons: 4
Coding region: 296-1981 (561 amino acids)
Biological process (GO): DNA-templated transcription; regulation of DNA-templated transcription; developmental process
Cellular component (GO): nucleus
Molecular function (GO): ATP binding
Source: RefSeq, a predicted model, not a curated record